This is a messenger RNA of Talaromyces proteolyticus, 1176 nucleotides long. Its product is annotated as lactoylglutathione lyase. Bases 18 to 1082 code for a protein of 354 amino acids. Lineage: Eukaryota; Fungi; Ascomycota; Eurotiomycetes; Eurotiales; Trichocomaceae. The transcript has 5 exons. The record is from RefSeq and is a predicted model, not a curated record. Gene Ontology annotation, molecular function: lactoylglutathione lyase activity; metal ion binding.
CCUCAUAAACAGCGCCGAUGUUAUUACUCCCGCGACUCUCAUCCCCUAUCCUCAAUUCUAUCAACGUACCUAGGCUGAGUACCAUUUUUAUCGGAAGAGGUAUCAGAGCUUUUGGCACCAUGGCGGCGACUACCGAUACUUCCACCUACAAGCUCAAUCAUACAAUGAUCCGGGUCAAAGACCCUAAAAAAUCAUUGGAGUACUACAAGUUCCUAGGACUCAGUGAGAUCAGGAAGCUAGACUUCCCCGAGGCCAAAUUCUCGCUUUAUUUCCUUGCCUACGACGGUGCUAAUUCGCUUUCUGGUAAAAACGGCGUGACUGACCGCAAUGGCGUGCUGGAACUCACCCACAACUAUGGCACCGAGAAUGACCCCAACUACAGCGUUGUCAACGGAAACACCGAACCGCACCGUGGCUUCGGUCACAUUGCCAUCUCCGUCGACAACAUCGAGGCUGCUUGCAAGCGUCUCGAGGAUGCCGGCUACCCUUUCCAGAAGAGACUACAGGACGGACGCAUGAAACAUAUUGCUUUCGCAAAGGAUCCUGAUGGAUACUGGGUGGAGAUUAUACGCCGCCAUGAUGAGGAUGUUGGAACUACCACCGAUACUUCUACCUACCGUCUGAACCAUACCAUGCUGCGAGUCAAGUCUGCCGAGGUCAGUCUUAAAUGGUACCAGGAGGUCCUGGGCUUGAAGCUGGUCCGCACGGCAAAGAACCCGGAUAACAAGUUUGAUCUUUACUUCUUGGGAUACCCUGGGGCAAACCCCCCUAUCAACGCAAACUCUCGCAACCCAGUUUCAGAGUGGGAGGGUUUGCUUGAGCUUACCUGGAACUAUGGCACCGAGACCCAGGAAGGUCCUGUCUACCAUAACGGAAACGACCAGCCACAGGGAUUCGGCCACAUUUGUAUUUCGGUGGAUGAUCUGGACGCGGCUUGCGCCAGAUUCGAGUCACUUGGCGUCAACUGGAAGAAGCGCCUGACGGAUGGAAGAAUGAGAAAUGUCGCCUUCAUCCUGGACCCCGACAACUACUGGGUGGAAGUGGUCCAAAAUGAAAAGUACAGCGAAGCCCACAAAAUCUAGAACCGCAGUUAUACCAAAAAAACAUAGCUGGCAAAAUUUAGUAAUGAAGUUGGAAUAUUUAGAAAUUGUAUAGCAAUCUACAUCAUUGGCGUAA